AUGGAUAUAAACACGAUUGACUUGAUGGAUUUAGAAGAUUUGGACAUGCUAGAGACUACUCGGCGACCUGAUAGAGAUCGUCAACGUGUGAAUCCGUUUGAAUUGAGUGACGAAGAUUUUCGAGAGAGAUUAGAUAUAAGUAUAGGUCGGCACAUUGAAGGUCAUUGUGUGCUGGGAAUGAUUGAAAAUGAUAGUGAAGAUUUAAGAUUAGAAGUUUGCCCCUAUGUGCGAUCAAACCAAGCAUCAGACCAAAAUUGUUCGUCAUUUUACGGCAUAACACGUUUCGUGUCUUUACGACUUAAAAAAUGCGUUACGUGGCCGCGUAUCUUUUAG
Messenger RNA from Parnassius apollo (apollo), 333 nucleotides. Lineage: Eukaryota; Metazoa; Arthropoda; Insecta; Lepidoptera; Papilionidae. The record is from the annotation of a GenBank genome assembly.